GGAAAAGUUGACCGUGUCCUUGUGGUAUCAGCCGUGUACUGUCUGACUGACUGCUGGUGAGGACAGGAAAGCCGAGUGCAUUACAGUGUUUCAAAGGUCGGUUUUCAUUUUCUAAAAUGAUGGCAGCAAGGUUUCUCCUUCGUCGUGCGGCUCCUACGCUGAGACACGCGCGCUGCUAUGCCGACGCGCCCGCUGCUCAGAUGUCCUUCACUUUCGCAUCGCCGACGCAGGUAUUCUUCAAGGAAGCCAGUGUAAGACAGAUUGAUGUCCCAACACUGACAGGCAUGUUUGGUAUCCUCCCUGCCCACGUUCCCACACUGCAGGUGCUCCGGCCUGGCAUAGUCACCGUCUUCAGCGAUGAUGGUGCUUCUACAAAGUACUUUGUGAGCAGUGGAUCAGUGACGGUCAAUGCAGACUCUUCAGUGCAGCUACUGGCUGAGGAGGCCGUUACUCUGGACACCCUCGAUAUUGCAGUGGCGAAAGCUAACCUCGAGAAAGCCCAGUCAGAGCUGAUGGGAGCUUCAGACGAAGCAGCCAGGGCAGAGGUUCUGGUCAGCAUAGAGGCAAACGAGGCAAUCGUCAAGGCGCUAGAGUAAAUGCCUCGAGUACUGGUCUCCAGAUUUGUCUGUUCCCCACCCCAGUGAAGUCAGAAACUGCAAAAAUGAACUACUUGGUUUGUACAGUGGAUGGAAUUACUAAUAAAUUUAUUUGGAAGUAAUGGA
Molecule: messenger RNA, 722 nt
Organism: Xyrauchen texanus (razorback sucker)
Lineage: Eukaryota; Metazoa; Chordata; Actinopteri; Cypriniformes; Catostomidae
Product: ATP synthase subunit delta, mitochondrial-like
Exons: 5
Coding region: 117-596 (159 amino acids)
Biological process (GO): proton motive force-driven ATP synthesis
Molecular function (GO): proton-transporting ATP synthase activity, rotational mechanism
Source: RefSeq, a predicted model, not a curated record